Molecule: messenger RNA, 6223 nt
Organism: Amblyraja radiata (thorny skate)
Lineage: Eukaryota; Metazoa; Chordata; Chondrichthyes; Rajiformes; Rajidae
Gene: ankfy1
Product: ankyrin repeat and FYVE domain containing 1
Exons: 25
Coding region: 98-3598 (1166 amino acids)
Molecular function (GO): metal ion binding; protein binding
Source: RefSeq, a predicted model, not a curated record
CCCGGAUCCGGGCGAGGUUCCACUUUAAGGGGCGGGCGCUCCACCGCUAUCAUUUCUACGGGAGCGGCGAAUAUCGCGAGAUUUGCGCAGAUGCAACAUGGCGGACGAGGAGGUGGCCAAGCUGCAGAAACACCUGGCACUCCUCCGGCAGGAGUACGUGAAGCUGCAGCAGAAGCUUGCGGAGACUGAGAAGAGAUGUGCCUUGCUCGCAGCCACUUCCAAUGCUGAGACUACCACUGACUCCUUCAUUUCCAGAUUGCUUGCUAUUGUCUCUGAGCUUUAUCAGCGAGAACAGUACAGUGAUCUGAAAGUGAAGGUUGGAGACAAGUACCUCAAUGUUCACAAGUUUGUGUUGGCAGCACGCAGCAAUACCUGGAGCCUUGCAAACCUUGCUUCCACCCAUGAGCUAGACCUGUCAGAUGCUGAGCCAGAUGUGGCCAUGUCAAUGCUUCGAUGGGUUUACACAGAUGAUCUGGAAUUGAAGGAAGAUGACGUGUUCCUUAUCGAUCUGAUGAAACUGGCCAAUCGGUUUCAGCUGUAUCAACUCCGGGAAAGGUGUGAAAAAGGAGUUAUGUCACUGGUUAAUGUUAGGAACUGCAUUCGCUUUUAUCAGACUGCAGAGGAGCUGAAUGCUGUUGCAUUAUUGAACUACUGUUCUGAAAUCAUAGCCAGCCAUUGGGAUGAUCUACAGAAGGAUGACUUCAGCAGCAUGACUGCUCCUUUGUUAUACAAAAUGAUUAAAUCAAAAACCGAGUACCCUUUGCAUAAAGCUAUCAAAGUAGAAAGGGAAGAUGUUGUAUUUCUCCACCUUAUUGCGAUGGACUCUCAGUUACCUGGCAAACUAAAUGAACUUGACGAUAAUGGAGACCUGGCCUUGGAUCUGGCUCUCUCUCGACGGCUAGAGAGUAUUGCGACAACGCUGGUUAAUAACAAAGCAGAUGUUGACAUGGUGGAUAAGACUGGCUGGAGUUUGCUUCACAAAGCUAUCCAACGAGGUGAUGAAUUUUCUGCUAGCUUUUUGAUUCGAAACGGUGCCUGUAUAAAUGCAGCUACUUACGGCGAACAGGAGACAUCGCUUCACCUUGUGGCCUCGUACAGUUUGAAAAGACACUCGUUGGAAGCAAUGGCAGGAAUGGCGCGCAUUGCACAAGCACUUUUGGAAGCUUCUGCCAAUUCCAAUAUGCAGGAUAGCAAAGGAAGGACACCUUUGCAUAGCUCUAUAUUGGCAGGAAAUGAGUAUGUCUUCACACAGUUACUGCAGUGUAAACGAUGUGAUUUGGAGUUGAAGGAUCACGAAGGAAGUACUGCACUGUGGUUAGCACUUCAGGAUAUAACGGUGGAUUCUGAUCAAUCAGUGAAUCCAUUUGAUGAUGUUCAGGUUGUGAACGGCACCUCUUUUGAUGAGAAUAGUUUUGCUGCAAAGCUUAUAGCACAAGGCAGUAAUCCUGAUGCUCCAGAUGCAAAAGAUAAUUGUUUGAUGCAAAGAGCGUCUGAGAGCAAAAAUGAAGCUGCUGCACUUUUCCUGGUUGCUCAUGGUGCCAAAGUGAAUCACAUCAAUCAAUGGGGUGAAACACCACUACACACGGCCUGCCGACAUGGCCUGGCAAACCUCACUGUAGAACUAUUGCAACAUGGAGCAAAUCCCAACAUUCAAACAAAACGGCCGCUUCCCACUGGCAUGGGUGUGUCACAAGAUACCGCUGACGGCCUCCACCUGCAGACGCCACUUCACAUGGCAAUAGCAAACAACCAUCCCGAUGUGGUAUCUGUGAUACUGGAGCAGAAAGCAAAUGCACUUCAUGCGGCUAGCAAUCUGCUCAUUAUCCCCGACUUCAGCCUGAAAGAUUCCAGAGAUCAGACUGUUCUAGGAUUGGCUCUGUGGACAGGCAUGCACACAAUUGCAGCACAGCUCCUUGGUUCAGGGGCAGCCAUUAAUGACUGUAUGUCUGAUGGUCAGACUCUACUGCACAUGGCAAUUCAGAGGCAAGACAGCAAAAGUGCCCUCUUCCUUCUUGAACACCAAGCUGAUAUAAAUGUCCGAACUAAUGACAGUGAAACAGCUCUUCAGUUAGCCAUCAAAAAUCAGCUUCCGCUUGUUGUUGAUGCUCUUUGUACACGAGGUGCAGAUAUGACUGUGCCGGAUGAGAAGGGAAAUGCACCUUUGUGGCUGGCCCUGGACAGUGGACUUGAGGACAUUGCCUCCACUUUGGUGAGACAUGGCUGUGAUGCAACGUGUUGGGGUACCGGACCCAGCGGGUGUCUGCAGACUUUGUUACACCGAGCCAUUGAUGAGAAUAACGAGAAUUCUGGCUGCUUCCUCAUCCGCAGCGGGUGUGAUACAAACAGUCCCAGGCGACCAGGGCCCAAUGGUGAAGGUGAUGAGGAGGCACAUGAUGCUCAGACACCGUUGCACAUGGCAGCAAGCUGGGGCCUAGAAGAAGUGGUGCAGUGCCUGCUGGAGUUCGGUGCCAACGUGAAUACUCAGGAUGCAGAGGGAAGAACUCCAAUCCACGUUGCCAUUAGCAAUCAGCACAGCAUUAUAAUUCAGCUUCUGAUCUCGCAUCCUGAUAUCCGGUUAAACGUGCGGGAUCGCCAGGGUCUGACGCCCUUUGCCUGUGCAAUGACGUACAAGAACAACAAGGCUGCCGAGUCAAUCCUCAAACGAGAGCCAGGAGCAGCUGAGCAGAUUGAUAACAAGGGGAGGAACUUUCUUCAUAUUGCUGUGCAGAACUCUGACAUCGAGAGUGUUCUAUUCCUGAUUAGUGUGCAGGCCAAUGUGAACUCGCGCGUCCAGGAUUCAUCCAAGCUUACACCAUUACACCUGGCAGUGCAAGCAGGAUCUGAGAUAAUAGUCCGGAAUCUGCUGCUUGCAGGUGCCAAAGUGAACGAGCUGACAAAACACCGUCAGACUGCCCUCCAUCUUGCGGCUCAGCAGGACCUGCCAACUAUCUGCUCUGUGCUGCUGGAGAACGGUGUGGAGUUUGCUGCUGUCGAUGAGAAUGGAAACAACGCCCUUCACCUGGCGGUUAUGCAUGGACGCCUCAACGUAGUGCGUGUUCUCCUAACUGAGUGUAGUAUCGAUGCUGAAGUUUUCAAUUUGAGGGGACAGUCACCUAUGCACGUCCUGGGACAUUAUGGGAAAGAAAAUGCAGCAACCAUCUUUGAGCUCUUCUUAGAAUGCAUGCCUGACUACCCACUCGAUAAGCCAGAUGCUGAAGGGAACACAGCCUUGCUGCUGGCUUACAUGAAGGGAAAUGCCAAUCUGUGUCGAGCCAUUGUGCGGGCUGGAGCCCGUCUGGGUGUCAAUAACAACCAGGGGAUCAACAUAUUUAAUUACCAGGUGGCCACAAAGCAACUGCUCUUCCGGCUUCUAGACAUGCUGUCAAAGGAGCCCCCUUGGUGUGAUGGUUCCAACUGCUUCGAGUGCAUCUCCAAGUUUGGCGUCACUAUGCGCAAGCACCAUUGCCGCCAUUGUGGACGAUUGCUGUGCCACAAGUGUUCAAUGAAGGAAAUUCCCAUCAUCAAGUUUGAUUUGAACAAGCCUGUACGAGUGUGCGACAUAUGCUUCGAUGUCCUGACACUGGGUGGAGUCUCUUAGUACUUGUUAGAGUUGCUCUCUUGUUUGUGUUUUACCAGCACUACACAAUGCCUUUUCCAGCAGCUGGAAGGUCGAAUUGGACUAGCACCUUUAAAGAAAAGUCUAAACACUUGAAGAUUGCAUUGUAUUACUCAGAUUGAAAUUAUGCUGUUUGAUUGUAAUAAGGGACUUGAUGGCAUUAAUGAAUGAGCAAAUGCAUAGCCACGUGAAUCACUCAGAGUUGAGUGCAGGUGCUUCUGGCUGGGAUUGGUAUGAGCCUAUUCUUACAGGGUUGUAUGGUAGAAAUAUUCAGGACCUGGGGGUGUUUCAAAUGAGCACACUCCAGUUCUGUUCUACUUUGUAUUUUUUUAAAUCCUUGCUCAUUAAUCAUAGGUAAUGCUUUUUCCCUUCCCCAGAUCCAUUCAAAAUAUAAUCUUCAAUAUCAUUGUGAAGUCACACUUGUGACAGUGUAGACUAACUCAACAAUCCCUUGAGGGUAUUGACUAUCCACUUCUCACAUGGACCAUGUACGGCAAAUGCUUCAAUUUAGAAUGCUCAUUCUUCAUCUAUACAUGACAGCAAUUGACUUGCUGAUUAGCUCUCUCUGGGAAGAAAUUGGUAACACUAAUUUAUUUUACCAGUACAGUGGCUGUGCAUUUAAAAAGGGAAAUGGCAUAUAUUUGAACUAAAUGCAUAGCCUACUCUGUGGUAGAAUAUCAUUUCUUUUAAACUGUUAAAACAUAACUUUAAAAAAAUAUAUCUGCUUAGUACAGUAACAAACUAAUCUUUAGGAAGCUAAUUCUGUAGCCUAUAGUAUUUGAACAGAAUGUUUUGCCUUUUCAUUAAUUUCAGUUUUAGUUCAGUAGGUCUGUUUACUGGAUUCCCCUUGUAAGGAGCAGUGCAGACUUGGCAUGCGGCUUGUUCUAGGAUCACCUCACUGGGUAAUGGAUGUGCUCCAACUAGAAUAGGGGAGAUUAGUUUGCUGGAAACCCUGCCAUGUGAGUCAUUAAUCCAUCGGGUGCUGGGCGCACACAUUAAGCUUUGGUCAUAAGUCACAAAGAAGCCACUUUUGUUAUGUGUGAAUGAUACUCUGGCCAUCCCUGAACAAGAGAAUGUUACAUUUUGAAAACGAUUCCACUUUGUCAAGAUUUGCUGCAUGACAUGCAGUGAAAAUUGUGUAAAAUUUUUCAGAACAAAAUGUAUUUUAAGCAGUUUGUGCAGUGCUAAACAAUGCUUUAAUGUGUUUUGGCAAAAUUUCCCAUUGCAUUAUAACUUAAUCCAUUCGAAUAUAAACCCUGCUGCUUUGAGCCUGAAUAGUUGAUAUCUUACAUUGACAUCCCAUAUAUAAUUCUGAUAUAAUCUGUAAUAUUGCUUCCUCUGCGCUUAUUGACGGGAUGAAGGGUAAACUAGAACUUUGGAAAGGUUUACAUUCAUUUAUUUGUUGAAGUCAGCAACUUGUCGAAUAACAUUCCACGUGUAAUACGAUGUUGGUGCAUUUGUAAUGCAGCUUGUGUGCCUUGUGAAGCUGCUUAUAUAAUUAAACUCUAUUGGAGACUUCUGGCUAACAACAAUUGCUUUGAACUAAUGUGGUAGUAUUAAAUUCCCUUUAAAGUUUAAUGAUGGGGUCGAUUGAAGACACUAUUUACUCGACAUGAUUAUGUUCUUAUUUCAUGGUCUUGUUUGCUAAACAUCCUAGGGUAGCUAUGUUAUUUCACUAAUUUGCCCAAUUAUAAUCAUGCUAAAGCUUGCCAGAAACAAAGCCAAGCUUGCUGAUUCUUGCAGAGCCAAGACACAACCGAUCCGAUCUAGCAUUAGAUUUUAGUAACCGUUUUUCCAGAUACUCCGUGCUUUCAGGUGUUGGCCUGUGACAUUGAAAGCAAUAAGUAAUGGGUGUAACAAAAAUCAGGGAUCCUUCAAUCCUACGAUGUUUCAAGGAUUAAUUUAAUGGUUCAGUUAAUGGAUGUUCAUUGAGAUCAAUCAAUAGAAGCAUUGCCUUUGUGAUUUCUGUAUCAGUUCAGCAUGUGGAUCGGUUGAGCAAUAAUCGGCCAACAUUGCUUAUUGUUUGCCUAUUAAACUAGAUUUCCAGUUAAUUCCUGCAACCACAGUCACAGGCUGUUGUCCUGGUAGGAACAAACUACCCAUUAGGUCAGCAAUUGCUUGUGGCGGUCAAAUUGCAGCAAAAGCACCAACAUCUUAUUCCAUCUACUCCCUACUCCUUCCAGUGCCUAUGGUCUUUUAGUCUGCUGAGUAAUGAGUAAUCUCAAUCCAUUGAGGACUGCAUCUUGUCAAACAUCAAUGCUCCACGUUCAUCCAAACCUUCUAUAAUGAGCAGUGCUUUAUGAAUAAAUCCACAGAAUAUUACAAAAGAACAAAUGAAUUUAUAGAGAUCUGUUUGAGCAGCUAGUGCUCAAUGGGUUAAAACUUUUAUUUUGGACUUUAUCUCCACUUCAUUUUUCAGUGUUAGAAGAGAUCUGUUUUGCACUUGCAUUUAAACCUGUUGCACAAUUGUCCCAUAAUAAUGUAUGUUUACUUAUGUUUACAGUGUGUAGGCAAAUAAGUCAGUGCAGCAACAUUGAUUAUCCAGGAUGUUGCUAACACUGGUGCUUACGGAUAUAGAGAUGAUCAAUAUAGCCAGCUUUGGUAACA